AUGUUCCGCCGUCUCUCCGUGUGCGUGCCGUUUGUCACGACGGCACGCUUCUACACCCCGUCGGAGGAGCUGAAGAAGCUCUACGCUAGCGACUUUGAGCGCGCGCAGUUCCCCGUCAAUAUCGUCCCCAGCGACUCUGUCACGUUCGCCAAGUUCCUGUACAAGGCGGUGGAGCCGAAGGGCAACUUUGACGCCAUUCUGAAGGACUUCCAGACCAUCGCUGCCGCCAUCCCGAAGUUGCCUGUCUUCUGGCAGCGCACCGUGGUGGUGAGUGAGGUGAAGGAGUUCAAGUCGCUCUCCGCCCCGACGACCUUCACGCUCGAGUGGAUGCAGAGCAACGGCAUGCUAGACCUGCUCCCGGAUGUGGCGGAGGUGUACGAGACCUACGUCAACGCCAAGACGAAACGCGUGACGGCCAAGAUCUACGUCGCCCCUGGUAAGGAGCAGGACCGGGCCCUGGUGGAAAAGGCAAAGGGGGUUGCGGAGCAGGUUGUGAAGGACAACAAGCAAUUUGUUGGCUACACGCUGGUGCCGAAGGUGAUGGUGGAUCGCUCCAUUGUGGAGGGUUUUGCCGUGGAUGUGCAGGGAUCGUACGUAAACGAGGCCGUUGGCCGCGAGAAGGAGAUGCAGGCGUCGGGCGAGGUCGAUUACACCACCAUCCCGCCUCCGCGUUUGUCCAAGACGACCUGGGAGGACAACAUCGAGACAGAGGUGCUGCGCAAGUACCUCGACACCCUUUCCCUCUACGACGCCGAGGAGCUCAAGAGUGGCGUUUAA
Molecule: messenger RNA, 777 nt
Organism: Leishmania mexicana MHOM/GT/2001/U1103
Lineage: Eukaryota; Euglenozoa; Kinetoplastea; Trypanosomatida; Trypanosomatidae
Exons: 1
Coding region: 1-777 (258 amino acids)
Biological process (GO): proton motive force-driven mitochondrial ATP synthesis
Molecular function (GO): proton-transporting ATP synthase activity, rotational mechanism
Source: RefSeq, a predicted model, not a curated record